Molecule: messenger RNA, 2893 nt
Organism: Tupaia belangeri chinensis (Chinese tree shrew)
Lineage: Eukaryota; Metazoa; Chordata; Mammalia; Scandentia; Tupaiidae
Gene: ADAM33
Product: ADAM metallopeptidase domain 33
Exons: 23
Coding region: 27-2348 (773 amino acids)
Biological process (GO): proteolysis
Molecular function (GO): metalloendopeptidase activity
Source: RefSeq, a predicted model, not a curated record
CAGCUGGGAGGCCAAGGCUCCUCGCUAUGGGCCGGGGGUCCCGGAGAACUCAGGGUUCGCCGGUGCUGCUGCUGCUCCUGCCGCUGCUGCUACUGUGGCCUGUGCCAGGCACCAGGGUGCUUCAAGGAAACACCCCUGGAGAACCGGUCACUCCCUACUGGGUCCUGGAUGGACACCCCUGGCACAUGGUCACCCUGGAGGAGCUGGUCCUGAUGCCAGACACAGGGCUGGUGGCCCUAGAGGCUGAAGGCCAGGAACUCCUGCUUGAGCUGGAGAAGAACCACAGGCUGCUAGCCCCGGGCUACACAGAAACCCACUACCUGCCAGAUGGGCAGCCGGUGUUGCUGUUCCCCAGCCACAUGGAUCAUUGCCACUACCAUGGAAGUGUGAGGGGCUUCCCUGGCUCCUGGGUGGGCCUCAGCACCUGCUCUGGCUUGAGUGGCCUGAUCAUGCUCAGCAGUAAUGCCAGUUAUUAUCUGCGACCCUGGCCACCUGGGCACUCCGAGGACUUCUCAACCCACAGGAUCUUCCGAAUGGAGCAGCUGCUCACCUGGAGAGGGGCCUGUGGCCACAGGGACCCGGAGUACAAAUGGGACACGGCCAGCCUUCCUCCUACUCCCUGGAGCCGGGAGAAGCGGGAGGCCAGCCAGACCCCGAGGUACCUGGAGCUGUACCUAGUGGCCGACCACACCCUGUUCUUGACCCAGCACCAGAACUUGAACCACACCAAACAGCGUCUCCUGGAGAUCGCCAACUAUGUGGACCAGAUUCUCAGGACUCUGGACAUUCGGGUGGUGCUGGCCGGCCUGGAGGUGUGGACUGAGCAGGACCAGAGCCGCGUCACGGCGGACGCCAACGCCACACUCUGGGCCUUCCUGCAGUGGCGCCGAGAGCUCUGGGCGCGGCGGCCACACGACUCAGCGCAGCUGCUCACGGGCCGCACCUUCGCGGGAGCCACCGUGGGCCUGGCGCCCGUGGAGGGCAUGUGCCGCGCCGAGAGCUCUGGAGGCGUGAGCAUGGACCACUCGGAGCUCGCCCUUGGCGCACCCGACGGCUGCUGCGUGGAGGCCGCGGCGGAGCAGGGCGGCUGCGUCAUGGCAGCGGCCACUGGGCACCCGUUCCCGCGAGUGUUCAGCGCCUGCAGCCGCCGCCAGUUGCGCGCCUUCUUCCGCAAGGGAGGCGGCGCGUGCCUCUCCGACGCUCCGGACCCCGGGCUCCCGGUGCCGCUGGCGCGGUGCGGGAACGGCUUCGUGGAGGAGGGCGAGGAGUGCGACUGCGGCUCGGGCCAGGAGUGCCGCGACCUCUGCUGCUUCGCGCACAACUGCUCGCUGCGUGCGGGCGCCCAGUGCGCCCACGGGGACUGCUGUGCGCACUGCCUGCUGAAGCCUGCGGGAGCACCGUGCCGCCGAGCCGCGGGUGACUGUGACCUCCCCGAGUUCUGCACGGGCGCAUCCCCUCUCUGCCCCCCAGAUGUUUACCUCCUAGAUGGCUCUCCUUGCGCCAGCGGCCGCGGCUACUGCCGGGACGGCGCGUGUCCCACGCUCGAGCAGCAGUGCCAACAGCUCUGGGGGCCUGGCUCCUGUCCAGCCCCGGAGGCCUGUUUCCAAGUCGUGAAUUCCGCAGGAAAUGCCCAUGGGAACUGUGGCCAGGAUGGUGGGGGCCGCUGGGUGCCAUGCGCAGACAGGGAUGCUCAGUGUGGGAAACUGCAGUGCCAGGGUGGGGCCUCGAACCCACUCACACCACACACAGUGCCAGUGGACUCCACUGUUGGCAUCGAUGGUGGCCAGGUGACCUGCCGGGGAGCCUCCAGGCUCCCUGGUGCCCAGCUGGACCUGCUUGACUUGGGCCUGGUAGAGCCAGGCACCCAGUGUGGACCUAGAAUGGUGUGCCAGGACAGGCGCUGCCAGAACACAACUUUCCAGGAGCUGGAACGCUGCCUGAGUGCCUGCCACGACCACGGGGUUUGCAAUAGCAACCAUAAUUGCCAUUGUGCUCCGGGCUGGGCCCCGCCCUUCUGCGACAAGCCGGGCUUCGGUGGUAGCGUGGACAGUGGCCCUGUGCAAUCUGAAAACCACGAUGCCUUCCUGGCCGCCAUGCUCCUUAGCUUCCUGCUGCCUCUGUUCCCCGGGGUCGGCCUGGCCUGGUGCUGCUACCGGCUCCCAGGAUCCCAUCUCCAGAGACGUCUCUGGGGCUGGAGGAGGUACCCUGCGUGCAGUGGACCCAAAGAUGGCCCACACAGGGGCCACACAGGAGCCAGCAUCCACUGCAUGGAGCUGGGCUCCACAGCCACUGGAGUGCCCCAGCUGCUGGACCCUGAGAACUCUGCCAGAGCCCAAGAGCCGCCCUGAGAAGCCUGUGCCCGUAGCCCUGCCUGGCCCCCAGGCUGGUCAAGUCCAGAAGCCAAGAUCCUGUUUCUGGUGAGAGGUGGCUUCUUAGUAAGACAGGUGGCCACUGAUGGCCACUCCGGGAACUUGGACCCUACGGCAGAGCAGUGAGUCAGCUGACCUCCUGCACCGGCAUGCAGCCUGGCAGCAUCUUCCCCCAGUGAAGCUCCAACCCAUCCACUCCAGGUCACCAGGGCCUUAUCAGAAAUCGGUGUCCCUGCACCUGAAGGCUGGGAGGUCCUGCCAGGGGACAUCCUCUGGCUCAAUAGCCCACCAGUCCAAGGAGUGGAGGUCACAUAGUCCCUGACCUCCCUCAGUAGAGGACACUGGGUCAUGCUGGGUACCAGAGAGGCCUGUAUCUUGGGGGGUCUGAGUGUGCCCCCUGUACACACUUUCCAGAGACCCACUUCUGGGAAGGCAGUGACUUCUGAGUCAAAGACUGGAAUUCUUGCAACCUAUGAAAGUUGUCAGACCAAAAUGGAGUCAUUUCUGCCACUAAUAAAAAAAAA